Meriones unguiculatus (Mongolian gerbil) is the source of this 9504-nucleotide messenger RNA. RefSeq names its product interleukin 1 receptor accessory protein like 1 (gene Il1rapl1). The record is from RefSeq and is a predicted model, not a curated record. Bases 1160 to 3250 code for a protein of 696 amino acids. The transcript has 13 exons. Lineage: Eukaryota; Metazoa; Chordata; Mammalia; Rodentia; Muridae. Gene Ontology annotation, biological process: negative regulation of exocytosis; signal transduction.
UGUAGAAACACUGGAAUCAUUUAUGCAUUGCAGUUUCUCUUUCUUGUUUUCGCUCCUUCUUCCUUGGUAUAUUUUUAGUGGAUUCUGGCUAUUAAUCAAGAUCUCGUGCUGUUCGUGGUUUGCUUGUCGUUUUCGCUCAGGAGUAGCAUCGUUCAAGAUAAACGCAAAGCUGCUUCCCCCCACCCACUCUCUUUUGAAAAAUCAUUUUUGGGGUCUGCUGAAGAGAGCUAGGACCCAGGAGACACCUUUCCAAACAGCAGGGGUUGUGUGCUUUCACACAGCAGUACUGUACAAGGAAAACCCCGUCGGAUCUGUUAUUGCGGGAUACUUGUGAAAUACACAUAGGAUUCUUUCUUAUGGCUGCAUCCCGGAUCUGGAAAUUUUACUUGGGGACCAGGAAGAUUUGAAAGGCUACAUGUAUCCAGAAGAUUUGCAAGCAAGACUCCGAUUCUUGUCAUAGAGCUCACAGACUUCUUCACUUAUCGUCCGUUUUCCUUCCUUCUUAACAACAACAACAACAACAAAAAACCAAAAACAAAACACAUUUAAAAAUUUAUCCCUCUUUUUUCUGAUCUCUCCUUUUUCAGUCUCUCUUUUAUUCUGCCUCUUCUUUUUUUUUUCCUUGUCUUCGUUUUCCCCGUCCCUGCUCUGCACCUGGAUUGUAUCCUUACUAAACAGUCGGGCACUUUGUGAACUAACUGGAGACAGUCUUGUAGGGAAGAUCUGUAUGGAAUUAUCUGCUUUUAUGGUGAACUUGGCAUUUGUGAAUGGGUAUCUUGUUCACAUUAUUAAUUGCUAGCAAAAGGAACACAAAAGGAACACAAGAGUAAAACGUGGAUUUUUUCUGAAUACGCAUUGUGAUGACCAGCAAUUACCUUACCGACUGAUAUCCAGAGGAGAAUAAUUUGGAAGACUGUUGUGGGUAAGCAGCUGAAGACUCCUAGUCACUGGCUGUCACCACCAUAGUUCCACCUGUCUCCAUUCCUUUUCUGACAUGAUGAAAUAUAUUCAGACAAACUGUCUUUCAGGUGAGCCACCAAGUUGCUUUUGUGAGAAGUCUCAAACCUCUUUCUGAAGGCACUUAUUGUUAUGAACUUUCCUCUUCUCACUGCUUUCAGUGUGUCCAUUAAAUUUUGGAACAGCCAUUAAGAACUGGAAGAUGAAAGCUCCGAUUCCGCAUUUUAUUCUCCUAUAUGCUACUUUCACUCAGAGUCUAAAGGUCGUGACCAAAAGAGGUUCUGCUGAUGGAUGCACCGAUUGGUCUGUUGAUAUCAAGAAAUACCAAGUUUUGGUGGGAGAGCCUGUUAGAAUCAAGUGUGCACUCUUUUAUGGUUAUAUCAGAACGAACUACUCCCUCGCCCAAAGUGCUGGACUCAGCUUAAUGUGGUAUAAAAGCUCUGGUCCAGGAGAUUUUGAGGAGCCCAUUGCCUUUGAUGGAAGUAGAAUGAGCAAAGAAGAAGACUCCAUUUGGUUCAGACCAACAUUACUACAAGACAGUGGGCUUUAUGCCUGUGUCAUCAGGAACUCCACAUACUGUAUGAAAGUAUCCAUUUCACUGACAGUAGGAGAAAAUGACACCGGACUCUGCUACAAUUCCAAGAUGAAGUACUUUGAAAAAGCUGAACUUAGCAAAAGCAAGGAAAUUUCAUGCCGUGACAUAGAGGACCUUUUAUUACCAACAAGGGAACCUGAAAUUCUUUGGUACAAGGAAUGUAGAACAAAAACAUGGAGACAAAACAUUGUGUUCAAAAGAGAUACUUUGCUUAUAAGAGAAGUCAAAGAAGAUGACAUUGGAAACUAUACCUGUGAAUUAAAAUAUGGAGGCUUUGUUGUGAGAAGAACCACCGAGUUAACUGUUACAGCUCCUCUGACUGAUAAGCCACCCAAACUUUUGUAUCCUGUGGAAAGUAAACUGACAAUUCAGGAGACUCAACUAGGUGACUCAGCCAACCUCACCUGCAGAGCUUUCUUUGGGUACAGUGGAGAUGUCAGUCCUUUAAUUUACUGGAUGAAAGGAGAGAAGUUCAUUGAAGAUCUGGAUGAAAAUAGAGUUUGGGAAAGUGACAUUAGAAUUCUUAAAGAACAUCUUGGAGAACAGGAAGUUUCUAUCUCAUUAAUUGUUGACUCUGUGGAAGAAGGUGACCUGGGGAAUUAUUCCUGUUAUGUUGAAAAUGGAAAUGGACGGCGGCAUGCCAGUGUUCUCCUUCAUAAAAGAGAACUAAUGUACACCGUUGAACUUGCUGGAGGGCUUGGUGCUAUUCUCUUGCUACUUGUUUGUUUGGUGACCAUCUAUAAAUGUUACAAGAUAGAAAUCAUGCUCUUCUACAGAAAUCAUUUUGGAGCUGAAGAGCUGGAUGGAGAUAACAAAGAUUACGAUGCCUACCUGUCAUAUACCAAAGUGGAUCCUGACCAGUGGAAUCAAGAGACUGGGGAAGAAGAACGCUUUGCCCUUGAAAUCCUCCCUGAUAUGCUUGAAAAGCAUUAUGGAUAUAAGUUAUUUAUACCAGAUAGAGACUUGAUCCCAACUGGAACAUACAUUGAAGAUGUGGCAAGAUGUGUAGAUCAAAGUAAGCGGCUGAUCAUUGUCAUGACCCCAAAUUAUGUAGUUCGAAGGGGUUGGAGCAUCUUUGAGCUGGAAACAAGACUUCGAAACAUGCUUGUGACUGGAGAAAUCAAAGUGAUACUGAUUGAAUGCAGCGAACUGCGUGGAAUUAUGAACUACCAGGAGGUGGAGGCCCUCAAGCACACUAUCAAGCUCCUGACGGUUAUUAAAUGGCAUGGACCAAAAUGUAACAAGUUGAACUCGAAGUUCUGGAAACGUUUACAGUACGAAAUGCCUUUUAAGAGGAUAGAACCCAUUACACAUGAGCAGGCUUUAGAUGUCAGUGAGCAGGGGCCUUUCGGGGAGCUGCAGACUGUCUCGGCCAUUUCAAUGGCUGCGGCCACCUCCACAGCUCUAGCCACUGCCCAUCCAGAUCUCCGUUCUACCUUUCACAAUACCUACCAUUCACAAAUGCGUCAGAAACACUACUAUCGAAGCUAUGAGUACGACGUACCUCCUACAGGCACCCUGCCACUUACCUCCAUAGGAAAUCAGCAUACCUACUGUAACAUCCCUAUGACACUCAUCAAUGGGCAGCGGCCGCAGACAAAGUCCAGCAGGGAGCCGAAUCCGGAUGAGGCCCACACAAACAGUGCCAUCCUGCCGUUGUUGCCAAGGGAGACCAGUAUAUCCAGUGUGAUUUGGUGACAGAAAAGCUAAGGACAUCCCGUUCCUGGGAGUUCGAAAGAAAUCUGCAGUCCAGUGCCUGGAACUAAGUCCUCGACUGCUGCUGUUAAAAACAUGCAUUACAAUCUCUAGAACACGAGGAAAAACAGGGUCUUGUACAUAUAUUUUUUGGAAUUUCUUUGUAGCAUCAGUGUCUUCCUGUUUUACCAUGUCUCUUACCAUUACAUUUUUUUGACUUUGUUUUAUAUGUCACUGAAUUUGUAAAUUUACAUUUUUUAAACGAAGAGACUGAUGUAUAGAUAGAAAACCCUUUUUUUCUUCACUAAUUUAGUUUUAGAAUGGGUUUUUAAUUUUCUUUUUAAAUUUUAUUUUGCUUUUAACAUUUCCUUGGGGUGCUUGGACAAAUCUUUCUGAUGGGACAAGGAGCACCGGAUCCUCUCUCAGGUUCUGCCUAGGACCAGCUUGACCAUGUCAGCCUUCAUAAAGCAGUGCGACUGAACGCCAGCAUUGCAUUGCUGUUUGGGAACAGGAGAGAGAGAAAGAGAGAAGAACAUUGCUCAUAGGAGGGCCCUGCAAGUCGGAGCCCUGAAAUCUCUUCCUUGUCCCCACCUCAUUCCCCACCUCUACCCUUCUAAUGGCAGCAUGAUGUGUACACUCUGCAGAGGGUAGGGGUAGGUCUAACUGUCUUAACAUUUAAUUCACUGCUCUUCAGAAUACACUCUAUACCCAAAGUUGUUCUAGUCACUUGACAGUGAACACUACAGAGUGAGCACUACAGAGUGAAGAUCGAGGGCAUGAAAAUGGGGAGAGUGUCAUUUCUGUUUCUUAAAAAUAAGUUGAUGUACCCAUAUAUAUAUAUAUAUAAAUAUAAAUAUAUAUAAAACAGCAAAACAAAACAAAGAAAAAAAACAUACAAAAAUACAAAACCAAAAAAAUAUAUAUCAAGCCCUAUAUUUGAUCACUUCCUGGAAAGGCAUGAAUGUGUUUGUGGCUGUUUUUGUUUGAUAAUCUACUUCCUCUUUUCCCUCUAUAAUUAUUUUUUCUGCAAAUGAGAUUAUGUGCAAAUAUCAGGCAAGUUAACCUAGAUAGGUGAAUCAAGGCAAGUAAAAAUUAAAUUACAUUGAAAGCUUCCAAACCAAAGGGAAGAACAGGAUGUGUCAUCAAAUAUGUUUUACCACCUUGUAUUAUACAAAAUUUUAUCCUUUAAAGAGUCAGAAAAAAUCGUGAAACAUAUUGUGGUUUCCUUGUAUUUAAAUGUUAACUGACUUGUAUUUGCUUUUCAAUGCUACAUUCAGAAUUUAAGUGGUAUCAGUUGAUGAACAUAAGCAGGUCAAUCAUAUGAAUAACAACACAAACUAUUUUCAAAAUAAACAUUAUUUACACAAAAUGGCUUUUAAAUUAGAUCCAAAAAUACUUUAAAAACUUAAUUUUGCAUAGAAAUUACUUAAUUUUAACUAUAUGAUUCUAUCUUUCAGAAACAGAAAGUUGAUGCUCCCAGGAAAUUUGUCACUUACCAUCUAACUUUAUCUUUGAAGUCAAUCACAUAAGCAUCUAAUUCCUUGUUAUGUUAACAAUGAUGCUAAAUCAAUCACAAAAGAUCCUGUAGAGGGCAGACUUGUUAAAAGAAAAUGUUACCUAUGUAGAUUUUAGUUUUCUUUAAAAAAAAAAUUGAUGUGACAAAAUUAUUGAUAAUAGAACUUAAGAUUUAUAGCACUUACUUUAGUGAUUCAUCAUAGGAAGUUCCUUCUCAACAAUCAUCUGUGGGUUUAUAUAGUUACUACUGUGUGUUUGCUUUCUUCCUGCCACACUACAAAAUGAGAAAACAAUUCUAGAGUUUGAGUCACAAGACUAAGGUGUGAGUGGGCCACAUAGAUAUAAAAGUGUAAAUUACAAUAGAGUUCAUCAGGAAGGGCAAUCUAGAACUAUAAAGGUAAGAGAGAAAAGUACAAACAUUUUGUAACAAUGCAAAGGUCUCAAUGUUUGUGUGACAAAGCAAAGGUACCUUGGGAUGUACCUUGAUUUUUAUUUGCUUAAAAAAAUGUUUGCUUCCCUGACAACUUGCCUGGGUCUUCUCGACAAUAUGUCUUAAUUCUUGUGCUCCCCUUGGUUCUGUGUCAUAUUUUCAAAAACCAGAACUGAAGCUACAAGGACACAUAAAACUUUAAGGUCAGCUUUGCACAGUGGGUUAUUUUCAGAAACAGAGAAGGCCAUUGUUUACUGUGUACUAUGGACACUUGCCAUUGGACUGGAUUCCAAAAGCCCCCAGUACUCAGAAGAUUGUAAAUGUGGCAAUGGCCUGAUUUAUUUAUUUAUUUGGUUUUUCUUUUCUUAAUAUUUUAAGUGCACGAUGGAUAUGUGGAAUAAAUGUAGAGGAAGUAAUCAGACCACAGUCAUAUUUUAUGCAUCCAUAGGUGUUAAUUUAGCUGCAUUGGGAGUACAUUUUUGUUCUAUUUUUAGUGUAGAUUUAAGCACUUUGAAUAGCAUGAUUCAGGGAUUGAUGGGUAAUAUUUGAUACUCUCACACUUAAGAAACUUUUUUUUUCCUCUAAUGCUUUGUUAUAUUUACAAAUGAAAUACAUGCAAAGGAAGCUAUCUAUAGCUUUAGAAUCAUUUCUCCCAAGUUUCUAUUCCUCUAUCAGCUCCACAUGAGGACCAGUGAAAGGAACUCAUGGGUUCACAUGUUUUAUGUGUAACAGAAGUUCAAUGAGAACUCACAAUAAAACAAAAUAAACCAUGUAUUUCCCCUAGUGCUUAGGUUUCAUCCUUCUCUUUUUGUUUGUUGGGGUUCUUGGGGAUAAGAUUAUUCUAGCUGUAAAAACACAUUUGAAAACGUGAAUGUGUUAGCCAAGCUGGGGAGAAGAAUGGACUUCCAGACUUGGACACGUGUGAUGUUUGGUAUUGCCUGUUUUUCAUCAAUCACCGCCUGAGCUCUGAAUGAUACAUUUAUGGAUUCAAAAGUCCAUCUGGUUCUUUAGUGUAACCUCAACUUGCUGCUUCUGAGCAUCUUAGUCUUUAUUCUGGUGCUCAAAUCAUUGAUUAUUUAAUUUGUAUCACAUCCCUUUGGUCUUCUAUGAACAGAGAAGACCUAUGUAUGUUGUGUUAUCAGCUGAUUUAAGUUUAGAUGAAUUCUAGGAAAUAAAUCCAAGGUGUGAUGAGAUCUGAAAUUAUGAUGUUUCUAUAGCUAAAUAUCUGAUUGUUCAGUCAACCAUUUUGUGAUUAUUACUUUCCUUAUAGUAUAUGUAUUUGGACUCUAUCAACUUAAUCUUAAAUAUGUAGAUGCUGGUUUCUUCCAUAUUUCAUUGUUACUAAAUAUUUAUAACAAGAGGAAAUAUUAACUGAGAGCCAAUUCCUAAAGUCUAAGUAUGGUUUGUUUAUCUUAGAAUAGUCAUUAACUUUUCAGAUACCAUUUAUGUCAAGUGAGACUACUAUUUCUAGGAAAACAUUUAUUUGUACAUUGUAAGCUAUUUCCUGAUUCUGGAAUGGUACCCUAGCUCUCCUUUUAAAGAAACAGUUUAUUCUUGUGUUUAGUUUCUUCUUUUUUAUUUGUUGUUUUGUUUAUUUUGUUUUUGAGACAGGAUUCAGGCUAGGCUGGCCUCAACCUCUCAAUCCUUCUGUAACAGCCUUCUGAAUGCUGAGGUUAUAGACAUAUACCACCAAAGCCAGCAAUUCCUUUUUUUAUUAGUUUUAGUUUAUAUCAUUAGUCCCAGGAGAAAUCUUAUUGAAAUUCUAAGGAGAGCAUCAAUGUCACACAAGUGAAAUAGCUGAAUGGAACUAAGAAAUUAUAUAUAUACAGAAAAGCAAAAUGCCUUAUUGUCUCUGAUUUAAAUUUGUUUGUCCAUUAAUCCCAUUACUGCUGUAGCUGAUGAAAAAUAGAAGUGAAAUAUUAUACAGGUUAGAAAUCCAACUACAUAUUCCUAUUCCCUACUGUGGAAAAAAUAUCCAACCAUACAUUCAGUUAUUAAAAAGAAAUAAAGAUGAGACUGUAAUAAAAAAAAAUUUGUCAAUGGAAGCAGAGGUUAUUUCUUGCCUUAUCAUGGAUCUUUCCCACCUUAUUAUUCUGAACAAAAAAGGUAACUAACAGUUUCAGAUAUCCUUAUUCAUAAGCCUUAUACUUGAGUUCAAGAAUAUCUUGGCUCUGUAAAAUAGUUUAAAUGAAAUAAUGAAACAUUACUUGAACUUUCAGAUGAGGUUUGAUUAUUGUUUAACUCUUUUCCUGGGUGUAAUUCUGAAAACAUCCAACACCGAAAAAGCCAUAGAUGUUUAGAUUCAGAGGACAGUCUCAUACUCUAAUGGUCAUAUAAAGUCAUAUAUAUUGAAGGCAUUGUUGUGUCUCUUAUUUUUUAUCUUCAUUCGUGAAAAUUCAAGGGUGACUACUGUUUUCCUAACAGAUAAUUCCUCAUUCAAUAUGGCAUGACUUUGUAAGAGAAAUUGGAAACAGUGAAGAAAAAAUUAACAACAUUAAGUUAUUUACAAUCAAAUGAGAAAUAUAGUAUUUUUAAGAUAGUUUUCUCAUUUCUACAUUCACUUAAAAUAGGAGAAUGUACAAAACCAUAUAAUUUGACAAAUAUGACUUAUUUCAUUUUUUCAUUUUUAACCACAUUGUCUACCAAAAAGAAUUCAAACAGUAGAAAAAGAGAAUAAUCAAUUGAUGUGUUUUUCUAAAAGAAAUCAGUUUUAUUAUGAAAAUAUUUAGAAUCUUCUGUACCCCACUUUCAGUGAUUAAGUUUUUGCUGCUUUUGUGAACUCUAAUGUGACCUCGGAAAAAUAUAGAGUGUGUUGAAAAGUAAGGUGGUAGUGAUUUAAAGUUGUAGGUUUGUUUUUUUUUUUUUUUUUUUUUUUUUGAUUUAUUACAGAGUGAAAACCUGUGCUUUAUAUUGAGAAUAAAAUAGUGUCAGAAGGAGCUAUAAAAUCUUAGUUAUCCAAAAUAAAGAAAAAGAAGGAAGAGGAAAAGAGUUAAUUUUAACCUUAUUUGAUGUUUCCUUCUCAUAGUCAGAUUUUGGUUACAUCCAUAGAAAAGGUUUUGAAGUUAUAAAAAAAUCAACUACAUUUUUUCAUUCAGCAAUAUGUCAUUUUUACAGACUCAGAACACAAAAUGUCUCUUUAUUACAGAUAAGACAUGCAUAUAUAUUUAUGGUUUUAUAAGUAUAUAUGUGUAAAUUCCUUCUGUUCAUUAGUAAAUUUUCCUCUAAUAGCCUCUGCAUUCACUAACAAACUCAUGCUUCUGAAUCCUUCAUUAAAGUAAGUAAAGUUACUUUUAUUUUUUCUACCAUUUACUGCUCUCAUUGAUGCAUCCUCCACUGUUCAUAAACCUGAAAUUUUUCUCUGUCUAACCAAAAGAAAACACUCUAAAAUAUAAUUAUACUGUGUUCCCUCUAAUACCAAAUAACAGAAAAAAACUGCCCAUGAACUUCAGAGAACUACAUGUAAUAUCAAUGUUGUAUAAAUUUUAAUCUUCAUAAUCUCAGUGUUCUUUCAAAAGGCAUGCUGUGUCAUUAAAAAAAGAUUUAAUGUGAUAUGACCUUAUUACAUAGUGCAUGAAUAUGUGGCAAAGUAAUAUGGAUCUAUCUUUACUAGUUAAUGAGAGGUUAAAUUUGGAGAGAUCAGAUGUGUUUUAAGUUAAUGUCAAUUGGGAGGAUGGCAUCUUAAUGUUAGAAUACAUGAGCAGUUGUUCAUCUUGCUUGCAGUAUAUGAUCUUAUUAACAAGAAUCCUUAGUGUACUCUUUCCACUAAAGUAGUGGAGAUGUGUUAAUAUAAUGUGCUAAUUACAACUUUUACAUCUUCAGAGUUUGAGGGAACCCAAAUAGGAAAGUGGAUUUAGUCAUUUUCCUCUGCUGGAGUUCAUGUCAUAUUUUAAACUCAGACACACUCAGAUCUGUUCACAGUCAGUAUAAGUGCUUUUUACAUAGUACUUCUCUUGAGUUUUAGUCACCCUCUUUUGCCUUUGUAUAAUCUAGGAUGUAUGUAACUCAUGAGUAGGUGAUGGAGGCUCUCUCUCUUUUUUUUUUUUUGUCUUAGAAUACUUACAAGUAUACAUUUGGUUUUGCUUUGACUAGCAAUAGGAAAAUAGACAAAUACAAGUGUAAAAAUGAGAAAUUUUAAACUUGACUUAAUUUGUGUUUUAUAGUUGUUUCAUAAGUCUGUUGCUCUCUAUGAGUAUGCUCUCUAUAUAUCCUGUAAAAAUAAAUUUAUAUGUUACAUAGAAAUUCAAGAAAUUAAAUUAUUUAUUAAGCUAAAAAUGUUUCUUCUGAUUUCUACCUGAUCAUAGAUGACAAUAAA